This is a messenger RNA of Marmota flaviventris (yellow-bellied marmot), 1344 nucleotides long. RefSeq names its product tropomyosin 2 (gene Tpm2). Lineage: Eukaryota; Metazoa; Chordata; Mammalia; Rodentia; Sciuridae. The record is from RefSeq and is a predicted model, not a curated record.
GCGGCUGCGCCCCCGGGCCGGGCCGAGCUUCUGCCCCUACAAGGUUUGGGCCGUGGUGGGGGAGGGUCUUGGUCCCCGGCUCCGCCUGGUCCCUCCCCGCCUUUUAGGCGCCCGCGCAGUUGGGACAUCCCAGUCCCGCUCAGUCCUUCUUACCCGGCCCUGGUCCGCCGAGCCCUAGCAGCCAGCCCAGUCCACCAGGUUCUCACCACCCGCCCGCCGGCCCACCCCGCACCGCAGCCAUGGACGCCAUCAAGAAGAAGAUGCAGAUGCUGAAGCUGGACAAGGAGAAUGCCAUCGACCGCGCCGAACAGGCCGAAGCCGACAAAAAGCAAGCUGAAGACCGCUGCAAGCAGCUGGAAGAGGAGCAGCAGGCCCUCCAGAAGAAGCUGAAAGGGACAGAAGAUGAGGUGGAAAAGUAUUCUGAAUCGGUGAAGGAUGCCCAGGAGAAACUGGAGCAGGCUGAGAAGAAGGCCACCGACGCUGAGGCAGAUGUGGCCUCCCUGAACCGCCGCAUCCAGCUGGUAGAAGAGGAGCUGGACCGGGCACAGGAGCGCCUGGCUACAGCCCUGCAAAAGCUGGAGGAGGCUGAGAAGGCCGCUGAUGAGAGCGAGAGAGGAAUGAAGGUCAUCGAAAACCGGGCCAUGAAGGAUGAGGAAAAGAUGGAGCUGCAGGAGAUGCAGCUGAAGGAGGCCAAGCAUAUUGCUGAGGACUCCGACCGCAAAUAUGAGGAGGUGGCCAGGAAGCUGGUGAUCCUGGAAGGAGAGCUGGAACGCUCAGAAGAGAGAGCCGAGGUGGCCGAGAGCCGAGCCAGGCAGCUGGAGGAGGAACUUCGAACUAUGGACCAAGCCCUCAAGUCCCUGAUGGCCUCAGAGGAGGAGUAUUCCACCAAAGAGGACAAAUAUGAAGAGGAGAUCAAACUGCUGGAGGAAAAGCUAAAGGAGGCUGAGACCCGAGCAGAAUUUGCUGAAAGGUCUGUGGCAAAGUUGGAGAAAACCAUUGAUGACCUGGAAGAUGAAGUCUAUGCACAGAAGAUGAAGUACAAGGCCAUCAGCGAGGAGCUGGACAACGCACUCAAUGACAUCACCUCCCUCUGAGCCCACAUCAGUGUGACCAUCUCAGCCCCCUUCUCUCCCCUCUUUUCAUUUUCUCUAUGGGGAGGGGCAGAUAGGAGGAGCAAAAAUUGGCAUCAUUGCACAGCCAGAUUGGGAACAGCCUAGGGAGAGUCUCCAUCACCCCUGCUGCCCACUCUGGCACUGGCUUCAUCCUUCAAUCUCUGCACAAUGCCCUCCACCCGCUGCCCUCCAGCCCUCUCUGCUGCCUAAUAAACUCUAAACUUGGUCUCCA